Messenger RNA from Ceutorhynchus assimilis (cabbage seed weevil), 3067 nucleotides. NCBI's taxonomy places the organism in Eukaryota, Metazoa, Arthropoda, Insecta, Coleoptera, Curculionidae. The record is from the annotation of a GenBank genome assembly.
GUUCAAAUUUUCUUAACAAUUUUUUUGGAGGCCUUUUUUAACAGUUUAUGAUCAAAUUGAACGGUUCUUUUUCAAUAAUUAGGUCAGUUGAACAUCGUAUAAAAUUGUUAGUUAAUAUUAUGGGUCGACGCAAGGCUGGUUUUCGCAAAAACCAUUUUUUCAGCCAUCAAAGAAGAAAUAAGGACAAUGGAAAUGCAGCUCCACAAGAAAAAGAGGACCGCAGGCCUUACAAUGACAUCAUAAGAGAAAAUGAAAAGUUCAUACAGUACUACAAGACCCAAAAUGUAUGUAAACCUGAAGAAUUCGACGAAUUUAUAACCGCCCUCAAAUCAGACCUCACGUCUACCUUUAGAAUUACUGGUUCAAAAGGUGUAGCUAAAAAAAUGUUGGCUCUAGUUGAAGGUGAACUGAUAAAGGAGUGCGUGCAGCAGGAAGGUGACGAGAAACCUCCAAACAUGUACCCGCUGCCAUGGUAUCCGAACAAAUUAGCCUGGCAAUUGGAUAUAACCAGAAAAGAUAUUCGCAGGCUCGAAUCUUAUUACAAGCUGCACAACUUUUUGAUUAGUGAAACCGAACACGGCACUAUUUCCAGACAGGAAACUGUUAGCAUGAUUCCACCAUUAGUGUUGGAUAUACAACCGCACCAUAAAAUUCUAGAUAUGUGUGCAGCUCCAGGUUCAAAAACCGCUCAACUCUUGGAAAUGUUGCACCAAAACGAAGAAGUUUCUAUACCUUCUGGUUACGUCAUUGCUAAUGAUGUAGAUAACAAAAGGUGCUACAUGUUGGUGCAUCAAGCGAAACGAUUGAAUUCGCCUUGUGUUGCUGUAAUAAAUCAUGAUAGUGCUAUGUUACCCAAUAUGUAUGAAACUUUGCCUGAUGGAUCUAAGCAACAAAUUCAAUUUGAUAGAAUUCUGUGCGAUGUUCCAUGUUCCGGUGAUGGUACUUUAAGGAAAAAUCCUGAUAUAUGGAUGAAAUGGACUCCUGCUAAUGCUUUAAAUCUACAUGGCAUUCAAUAUAGAAUUUUAAGAAGGGCUGCUGAACUGUUAACUGUGGGAGGUAGAAUAGUUUAUUCAACAUGUUCGAUUAAUCCAGUUGAAAAUGAAGCUGUUAUCCAUAGAAUGUUAUUAGAAGCUAAUGGGGCUCUGGAAUUAGUGGACGUUUCCAAUUCUUUACCUGGAUUAAAGUAUUCACCUGGUAUGGAACAUUGGCUAGUUUCAAGCAGAAAUCUCGAGUUUUAUGAAACUAUUGAAGAAGUUGACGAAAAGUGGAACACAACAAUAAGGCCACAAAUGUUUCCUCCUAAAGAGGCAGACAAAGGAAAAUAUCACUUAAAUAAAUGUAUCAGGAUUUUGCCUCAUCAACAAAACACAGGAGCCUUUUUUGUGGCUGUGCUCAAGAAGGUGGCUCCUUUGACUAAAAAGGAAAAGAAAAAUGAUGCAGUGAUGGAAACUGAUGUUGUAGAAGAGGAAGUAAAUGAUGGAAGCAAAAAAAGGGAUUUUGAUGAACGGUUGCCACAAAAUCAACGUAAACGUAGACGCAAAGACGUCUACAGAGAAGACCCCUACGUGUUUUUCAAGGACGACGAGCCAGUUUGGACCGAUAUUAAAAAUUUCUAUGAAAUUUCUGGCGAUUUUGACCCACAAAAUUUGUUGACCCGAUGCCAGGAAGGUAAAAAGAAGAAUAUUUACCUCACUUCAGGCGCUAUUAGGGAUUUAGUUGUGACCAAUCAGGAUACUAUAAAAUUCAUCAACACUGGCGUUAAGGCUUUCGUAAGGUGUGACAAUAAGAAUAUGAAAUGUGCAUUUAGGAUUGCAAAUGACGGUCUCGAAAGUAUUUAUCCUUACAUAGGAGAUUGCAGGAAAAUGACAAUUUCAAAUGAAGAUUUGAAGGUUUUACUUGCAAAUAAUGAUCCUAAAAACGCACCCGCUAUAGUCAGCCUAUCGCAAGACAUUCAGGAUCAAGUUGAAAAUUUAAGUCCAGGUAGUUGUGUAUUAAUUUACUCUGAAAAAUUAAAAGACAAUGAUCAGGAAAUUCCAAUGAGGAUUUUUAUAAGCGGUUGGAGAGGUACUAAUUCUUUGAGGUGUUAUACCACGCAGCACAGUACUGUACAUUUGCUUCGAUUAUUGGGAGGAGAUAUUUCAAAAUAUGAAAUAAGUAAAUUCAAAAAACCAGAUGAUGAAAAGCCUGAUGAACCAGCAACAGCCAACGUCGUCGAGGAAGAGGAAAAAUAAAUAAGACCAAAAUAAGGUUUUUUUUUUAAUAAUUACAAGUUUUAAAACACAAUGUAGCAUGUUGAUGCAAUUUGAUUAAGGAAAAUAAGUGCAUUAAACAAAAAGCUUACCCAUAUAAGUUUCCAUAAAUCCCCCUUUCAAAUAUUCACAGCCAUAUCUUGACUUUAUUUUAAUAAAAUUCCAAAUACAUACAAUUUUAUUAAUAAAAAGAAAAACACUUCAGUGAUACGACUAGCAAAUUUAAUUUGCUAAUGUGUACACUCUGGUGCAAAAUAAAAGGGCUACCCUAAAUUUUUUUUGCAUUAUUGUGGAAACAGAUUGCUAGUGUAGUGUUGAUUAUGAAAAAUUUAAAAAUGGGUGGCCCAUUUACUCUACCCGAUAGUUUGAUUUUUAAAAAAUGGCCAAAUUUUAUAAUGUGUAAAGGUAACAAAGGACGGAAUAGUUAGAAGAAUAUCAAAACCUUAAACCUUGGAUUAUAUUGAUGAGUGAUUAAGAGAGAGAAUGUGAACUUGUUAAAGGGUGAACUUUCAUCUAUUUAAAAUAUAGUUAACCAGUAUAUAGUAAUUAUCUAUGAAUUUUUCUCAGUAAUACAUAAUCCAAGGCUAGUGUAUUAUGAAAUUUUGUAUUGAGAACGAGAACUAUUAAUUGUUAAGAUAAAUUGAUAAUUUUGAAAUUAUUGAAUACUAAACUUGUAUUGUAACCUGUUUAGGAGUCGAGCUUUUCACCCUGGUAUUUUUUUGACAAAGGUUUAAUCCCAUGAAGUGAUUUUUCCAACAAAGAUCGUUGCUUUCCAAAUUUUUAUGACACAAUGGACACCUUGUAAAUCCUUCUGGUAG